Gymnodraco acuticeps is the source of this 2257-nucleotide messenger RNA. It is a transcript of the gene tekt1, whose product is annotated as tektin 1. Gene Ontology annotation, biological process: cilium movement involved in cell motility; cilium assembly. The record is from RefSeq and is a predicted model, not a curated record. Gene Ontology annotation, cellular component: microtubule cytoskeleton; nucleus. NCBI's taxonomy places the organism in Eukaryota, Metazoa, Chordata, Actinopteri, Perciformes, Bathydraconidae.
CAUGACCCUCGACCCAGAUGUAAAACCAGUCGUUCGUCCUGCACAUCGCAUACCUGUGGCUAUGAAAGACAGAGUCAAAGCUGAACUCGACAAGAUGCAGGAACUGGGCGUCAUCAUUCCUGUCUCAGAGCCCACUGAUUGGGUGUCCUCUAUGGUAGCCACUAGCAAAAAGGACAAACAAGAAAUCAGGAUAUGCAUUAAUCCACUCGACCAUAAGUCUUCCAUGUUAACCACUUUCAGCUCCCCUUGUGGUCGUUACAGAUUUCUAAGAAUGCCACAGCGGAAUCAAUUCUGCCAGCGAGGUGUUCCAGCGCCCCGUGGAACAGAUUUUCGCUGGAUACCCCUGUGAAAUCAUCGUUGAUGAUAUCAUUAUUGCAGUGACCUACCAGAGGAGCAUAAUGUCUACCCCGGACCGUAGCAUCGAGCAGUGUGUUGGACCUGAUCUUGAGAAUAUCGAGGUGAUGCGGAACCACUCUGUGCUCUUCAGAGCAGAAUGCAAGAGGCUCAUCCAGGAUACUGACAAAGCGUGCAAACGCAUGCAAAAUGAUGACAACAGGCAACUAGAUCAGCGGGUCAGAGACAUCCAGUUUCUGAAGAAGGAGUUGGAGCUGAAGCUGGAGGAGAUUAUCCUGGAGAUCGAUGUCCUCAUAGAGUUGCAGAGGAGAGUGGGGAAAGCCCUGGGGGCCUGCGGAGAGCCUCUGAGGGUCACCGUGGUCUGUCUGGAGGAGAGAAUGAAACGUGUUCCUCCUGAGAGGCUCCAUGACGAGGUGGACAGAGAGCUGCUGAGGGAGAGGGGGGUGAUCGAGGGAGUGGCUUCCCUUCUGCACCGUGUAGCCGAGCAGAUCACUGAGCAGAUACGAUUGAAUCGAUCCAUUAAGUACCAUCUGGAGCAGGAUCUGAAGGAAAAGUUUGCAGCUCAGUGCAUCGACAACUCGUGUGCCUUAAUGACCGCUCACUCCACCAAUAACCAGCAGAGGCCCAAAAACACCCAAACUCUUCUGCAGAGCUUCACUGUGACUCCAGAGCAGUGGGAGAACAUUUCGGACAUCAACAUGGCCAAAGCAGAGCAGCAGCAGGUCAACUCUCUGUCCCUGAGGGCCAUGGUGGAGUCUCUCCUGGAGCAGACGCUGGCCGACAUGCAGAAGCAGUUCCAGGCCACCACAGAAACAUUUCAGCUCAACGUCCAGGAGAUCAAGUCUGCAAAGGGACUGAUGGAGGAUCAGCUGGCUAAGAUUCUGUUUGAGUUUGCCAGCGAGCAGAGGACCAGAGAGGACCUGCAGGUGGCCGUCUCAGACAGCGAGCACGUCCUGAGUUUGGCUCAGGCCCGGCUGGUGCUGCGCCGCCAGAGGCCGGGCAAAGAGCAGUGCCACGACCCGGCCCAGAACCAGCUGCUGGCCGAGGUGCAGCAGCUCAACGCUCACAUCAACAGACUGCGCGAGGCGGCGUCCCGCUCUGAGGAGCAGCAGAGGGCUCUGGUGCGCUGCCAGCUGGAGCUGCAGGAGAACAUCGAGAGGAAGGGCAGCUCGCUGUACAUCGACGAGGUCGUCUGUGCCCAACACAGGGAGCCCAUCAUCAUACAUAACUUCUGAACCACCGGAAAUUAUUGAAAUAAAAGUCACUUAAAAUAAUAUGUAUUUCUACUUCAUAUGAUACUUCAUCAUUAUUACUCAUGGUUAUACUGCUCUAAACCAUCACGAAAAUAGUUUACAUUUGACCUUAUAAAGAAAAACCUUGAAGAUUUGUUUUAACAUUCAAAUAUGGAUAGAAAAUCUUUAUAUUUUACUCAAUGAUGUGCAACGAAACUACUUUCACCUAUUGGUUGAAAUUGCUUGAAACACAAAAGUUACUCAGGUAAGCAAUAUCUAAUGUGUUCCCUCUUUUUCUAAAUUACAAGAUGAAGAAAAUGCAAUAGUCUACACAUGCACAGGGAGAUGAUGUACAGAGUUUGUAAUAACGUGCAUCUGCAAUAUGUUAUGUAUUUGAGAUAAAUUAAUCUCAUAUUUGGUAAGGUUUUUACUUUAAUAUGUUAACUUCGACAGCACCUGAUCCAUUUUAACAUGUCUUUUUUACUGUCAAAGUAGCCUUAUACGAUGCAUAUUCAAAACAAGCUAUUUGCAUCGUUUAGUAACUGUGUUUGUUAUCAGUUGUUUCAAUUUGGAUACAAUACAUUAGAUUUACAUAAUUUCCCCCUGGGAUUAAUAAAGUGUUUUGAUUGAUAUUCUGAGCUGUUUUCUCUCCAACAACUACUGAAAGUAGA